Molecule: messenger RNA, 1302 nt
Organism: Chlorella variabilis
Lineage: Eukaryota; Viridiplantae; Chlorophyta; Trebouxiophyceae; Chlorellales; Chlorellaceae
Exons: 13
Coding region: 1-1302 (433 amino acids)
Biological process (GO): sulfate assimilation
Molecular function (GO): sulfate adenylyltransferase (ATP) activity
Source: RefSeq, a predicted model, not a curated record
AUGUCCGCCCAGGCCACCCUCUGCAGCGCUCUGGCGGUGCCCGUUGCCCGCGUGGCGGUGCAGACCGCCCAAAAAUCCGUAGUGGCGCCCUCACGCAUGCACAUGGUGCAGCGCCGCACCACCCUCCGGGCAGUUGGCGCUGGUGCAGGCCGCCGGGCUGCCGUGUUUGUGAGCGCCGCCGCCGCCACCGAGCAGGCCGGCCUCAUCGCCCCCCACGGCGGCAAGCUGGUCAACCUCAUGCUGCCCGCGGACAAGAAGCAGGCCGCCGUCGACUCCUGCAACAAGACCAUCGAGCUGUCGGACCGCAACGCGUGUGAUGUGGAGCUGCUGACCGUGGGCGGCUUCUCCCCGCUGUCUGGCUUCAUGAACAAGGCCGACUACGAGUCUGUGGUGGAGCAGCACCGGCUGGCCAACGGCCUGCUCUUCGGCCUGCCCGUGGUGCUGGACACAGACAGCGACGACAUCUCGCUGGGGGACCGUGUACUGCUGACGUACAACGGCCAGAAGCUGGCUGUGUUCACUGUGGAGAGCAAGUGGCGGCCCAACAAGCCUCUGGAGGCCAAGAACUGCUACGGCACCACCUCCAUCGAGCACCCGGCUGUGCAGAUGAUUACCAUGGAGCGGGGCAAGUAUUACAUGGGAGGGAAGGUGGAGGGCCUGGAGCUGCCCACCCGGGUCUUCCCCUGCGCCUCGCCCGCAGACGUGCGCUCCACGCUGCCCGAGGGCGUGGAUGUGCUGGCCUUCCAGUGCCGCAACCCCAUCCACCGCGCCCACUACGAGCUCUUCAUCCGCGCCCUGGACGCCCCCAACGUCUCCAAGGACGCCGUCUGCCUGGUGCACCCCACCUGCGGGCCCACGCAGGACGACGACAUCCCCGGCAUUGUGCGGUACCGCACCUACGAGGUGCUGGCGGCCGAGGCCAACAACCCGCGCCUGCGGUGGGCCUACCUGCCCUACAGCAUGCACAUGGCGGGCCCCCGCGAGGCCAUCCAGCACAUGAUCAUCCGCAAGAACUACGGCUGCACACACUUCAUCAUCGGCCGAGACAUGGCCGGAUCCAAGUCCAGCCUGACCGGCGAGGACUUUUACGGCGCGUACGAUGCCCAGGAGUUUGCCACCGCCAACGCGCCGGAGCUGGGCAUGCAGACCGUGCCCUCCCUCAACAUCACAUACACAGAGGAGAAGGGGUAUGUGACUGCUGACGUGGCGGAGCGGGAGGGCCUGCACAAGCUCAACCUCAGCGGCACCAAAGCCGCCGCUGCCUGCAACGGCCAUGCCGCUGCCUGCGCCAGCCCCUGCUGA